AUGUUCCUGGCACGGCUGUUCUUCAGAGUCUAUGAAACCCCUAAAUACCUCCUCGGCAGAGGACUCGACCGACAGGCCGUCGAAGUCGUCUCCAAUAUCGCAACUCGAAAUGGAACUACCACCUGGCUCACGGUUUCUCACUUCGAGGCCAUCGACGCACAGCUGGCCACCGAACAAUCUUCUCCGACCCCUACGACGCCCAACACGAGCUCCAAGACCAUCCUCAAUCGCACCAUGACCAAGUUCACCCUGGACAAAAUCAAAGCGCUCUUCUCUACCCCGCAUCUUGCCUUCUCCACCUCCAUGAUGCUCUUCCUGUGGUGCUCAAUCGGCAUGGCCUACCCGCUCUACAACUCCUUCAUCCCCAUCUACCUAGCAAAUAAGGGCGUCCAGUACGGGGCCAUCUCCACCGCCCAAACCUAUCGCAAUUACGCCAUCCAAGCCGUCUGCGGGAUCCCCGCCUCCAUCCUCGGCGGCUUCACAGUCGACCUGAAACACAUCGGCCGCAAAGGCACGGGGACAAUCGCCUGCCUAGGCACCGGCGUAUUUCUCUUUCUGUUCACACGCGCCUCAACAAACGCAAGCGUUCUGGGGUUCACAUGCGCGAUUGCAUUCUUCCAAAAUCUCGUCUAUGGCCUGCUGUACUCGUAUACGCCGGAGUUAUUCCCCGCUCCGAUUCGGGGGACGGCGAAUGGCCUCGUUGCGUUGUUUAACCGGCUGUCUGGUCUCAUGGCGCCGAUUAUUGCGGCCUAUGUUGGUGUUGAUACGGAUCUUCCGGUUUGGAUUUCCGCGGCGCUCUUUGUUGUCGCGGGGUUGGCGUUUCUGGUUUUGCCGAUGGAGACGAGGGGGCGGGCUGCUGCGUAG
Molecule: messenger RNA, 864 nt
Organism: Penicillium egyptiacum
Lineage: Eukaryota; Fungi; Ascomycota; Eurotiomycetes; Eurotiales; Aspergillaceae
Source: the annotation of a GenBank genome assembly